CACACAAUCAUUUUUCGUCGGCGAGCUGCGACACUCCUCAUACUUAUAACCCGUAGGACCUCUCCGACAGUUUGUCAGAGAAAUCCCAGUUUUGCGACUAACCCCCAACUUCUUACCUGACCGUUCGCCCUGUCAUCUCGCGACAUUGCGGUGAAUUGCGCGAUUCUACCCCAUCUUCUUCGGUAACCGCCUAUACACACUGUUUAGGGUCCAAGAAAAGAUGUCGCACAUUCAAGAUCUGGAGAAGAACCCCGUGGAGUCGGGUGUUGGUAGCAUCCCUUCAUCGGCAGACUACCCUUACGAGGAGGCGGCUGUUCCUGGCGAGAGCUUCGAAUAUGGCGAUGGCUACUACGCCAAGAUGCAGCGCCUGGCUGGCAAGUUCAACAUCGAGCAGCGCGGUAUUGAACGCGUGCCCGAAAAUGAGAGAACAGAGACCGGCAUCAAGGCCUUGUUGAACGUCAUGACAAUGUGGCUCUCAGCAAACAUGGUCGUUUCUUCGUUCGCCAUUGGUAUUCUCGGACCCGGGCUGUUCUUCACUGGAUUCGCCGAUGGUAUCUUGUGCAUUCUAUUCUUCAACAUCAUCGGUAUCAUUCCCGUGUCGUUCUUCUCGGCUAUGGGUCCCAAGUUUGGUCUCCGUCAGAUGGUUCUGUCCAGAUUCUGGUUUGGAUGGUAUGGCGUGAAGCUCAUUGCUAUUUUCAACGUUAUUGCUUGCAUCGGCUGGUCUUCAGUCAACUCGAUCGUUGGUGCUCAGCUGCUCAACACCGUCAACGAAGACGUUCCUGGAUGGGCCGGUAUCUUGAUCAUUGCCUUCUGCACUUUCGCCAUCACCUUGUUCGGAUACAAGAUUGUUCACGCGUACGAGUUCUGGUCAUGGAUUCCAACCUUCAUCGUUUUCCUGAUCACUAUCGGCGUCUUCGCCAAGACUGGUGACUUCUACAAUAUCCCAUGGGAGACCGGCAAGACUGAGAUGGGCGCUUGUCUCAGCUUUGGAGCUACCAUCUACGGUUUCGCUACUGGUUGGACUUCAUACGCUGCUGACUACACCGUGUAUCAGCCCAGCACGCAGAAGCGCUGGAAGGUCUUCCUGUUCACCUUCGUUGGCCUGCUUUUCCCUCUUCUGUUCACGCAGAUGCUUGGUCUGGCCGUCAUGACUGCCACCAAGAUCAACGAUGGUGACAACAUUUAUGCUGCCGGUUACGCUAAGUCCUCGACUGGUGGUCUCCUCGGAGCUGUCCUGAUCCCUCACCUCGGUGGAUUCGGAAAAUUCUGCCUCGUCAUCCUGGCUCUUUCUAUCAUUGCCAACAACUGCCCCAACAUCUACUCGGUCGGUCUUACCGUCCAGGUGUUCGGAAAGUGGAUCCAGCGUCUUCCUCGCUUCAUCCUCACUCUCGUCGCCACCGGAGUCUAUAUUGCUAUUGCUAUUCCUGGCUACAGCCACUUCGAGGCCGUGCUUGAGAACUUCAUGAACUUCAUCGGAUACUGGCUUGCAAUCUACACCGGUGUCGCAUUUGCAGACCACUUCGUCUUCAAGCGCAGCCUUGACGCUUACGUGAUCUCGAAUUACGACAAGCCCAAGAACCUCGCCAUUGGCAUUGCUGCUGUCAUCGCCUUCUGCUUCGGUGUCUGCGGCUUCGUCCUCGGUAUGUCGCAAACCUGGUUCGUUGGCCCCAUUGCCCUUACCGCCGGUGACGCACCUUUCGGUGGUGAUGUUGGCAGUGCUCUCGGCUUUGCCUUUGGCUUCACCUCAUACCUGAUCCUCAGACCUCUUGAGCUCAAGUUCAUCGGCAGGUAAUGAAUUGCCACCUCGUUUUUUGUUGUUUUUAUUAUAUUUCUUCAAAAGAAUUUUAUGAUGGUUUUUGGUUGGAUGAUAUCCGAGUUUGAAAGGAAAAGCUCUCCCCUUGUACAUAGACAGAUUAUGGAAACACUACCUAACGAUACCUAGGCUCCUCAGAUGUAGGACCUAGGAUCAUUUCUUCACUAC
Molecule: messenger RNA, 1981 nt
Organism: Aureobasidium subglaciale EXF-2481
Lineage: Eukaryota; Fungi; Ascomycota; Dothideomycetes; Dothideales; Saccotheciaceae
Exons: 3
Coding region: 221-1792 (523 amino acids)
Biological process (GO): transmembrane transport
Cellular component (GO): fungal-type vacuole membrane; plasma membrane
Molecular function (GO): transmembrane transporter activity
Source: RefSeq, a predicted model, not a curated record